Colletotrichum costaricense is the source of this 246-nucleotide messenger RNA. RefSeq lists its product as uncharacterized. The transcript has a single exon. The record is from RefSeq and is a predicted model, not a curated record. NCBI's taxonomy places the organism in Eukaryota, Fungi, Ascomycota, Sordariomycetes, Glomerellales, Glomerellaceae. Bases 1 to 246 code for a protein of 81 amino acids.
AUGGCUCCUCCGUCUCGACCUGAAGCUCCUCUAUACAAUUCCCUCCAUACAACGCGAAUCGGCGCAUCCGUUGCCCGUUUUCGGCUUCAACCUGAAGGGAUGGUCGAAAAUACAACGUCCCGUCCACGUCACCUGGCAAACCGCAAGUUCGGGAAACGCACCGCUAGAGAGUCCCUGCGCACCCGUCAAAGCCACACCUCCUGUCUUGACCAUUCCUGCGUUCCUCUACAUCUACAUCUCUACUGA